Molecule: messenger RNA, 5621 nt
Organism: Arvicanthis niloticus (Nile rat)
Lineage: Eukaryota; Metazoa; Chordata; Mammalia; Rodentia; Muridae
Gene: Kdm6b
Product: lysine demethylase 6B
Biological process (GO): heart development; regulation of gene expression
Cellular component (GO): MLL3/4 complex
Molecular function (GO): histone H3K27me2/H3K27me3 demethylase activity; RNA polymerase II cis-regulatory region sequence-specific DNA binding; chromatin DNA binding
Source: RefSeq, a predicted model, not a curated record
UUGUGUUGGAAAAUCAAACUGCGCCACCGGGUAGAGCGGCCCCCCCAGCCCCUGUAUGGGAGAGGGGGGGCCCGCUCGACCCCCGAGAGGCCUUGAGGAUCCUGAAUAUCUGGGACCCCCAGAACCAGGUUCCCCCAGGCACCAUGUCAGCCUCAUAGCAAGACCCACCAGGACUUCUGUUGUACCCCAUCGCUGGAGUGCUUGUUCCAAUGAGACAGUCCACUUCCAACUCCAUCUGGCUGUUACUGAGGCGGAGACAAGGGUGAUGAUUGGCUUUCUGGGGAUAGAGAAGUCUGGUGAUUGGCUAAAUUUCUGAAGCUCUUGAAGCUGUGAGAGGACGCUCCCACGGAGGCUGGAAUUGGUUGCAGAGAAGGCCAGAGACUGUCACCUGGAAACAGUGGGCACUCUUGUUAAGGGCAGUUGGAGCUGGACCAUCGCGCCAGAGAGCUGGGGCAGGGGGCCGUGCCCCAUCUCCAGGGCUCCUGGGGCCACUGCUGACCUGGCUGGAUGCAUCGGGCAGUGGACCCUCCAGGGGCCCGCUCUGCACGGGAAGCCUUUGCCCUUGGGGGCUUGAGCUGUGCUGGGGCUUGGAGCUCCUGCCCACCCCAUCCUCCUCCCAGAAGCUCAUGGCUGCCUGGAGGCAGGUGCUCUGCCAGCAUUGGGCAGCCCCCACUCUCUGCUCCUUUACCCCCUUCUCAUGGCAGUAGCUCCGGGCACCCUAACAAACCCUAUUAUACUCCUGGGACACCCACCCCAAGACCCCUCCAUGGGAAGUUGGAGUCCCUCCAUGGCUGUGUACAGGCAUUGCUCCGCGAGCCGGCCCAGCCAGGGCUAUGGGAGCAGCUUGGGCAGCUGUACGAGUCAGAGCAUGACAGUGAGGAGGCCGUGUGCUGCUACCACAGGGCCCUUCGAUAUGGAGGAAGCUUCGCCGAGCUGGGGCCCCGAAUCGGACGAUUGCAGCAGGCCCAGCUCUGGAACUUUCAUGCUGGUUCCUGUCAGCACAGAGCCAAGGUCCUGCCCCCCCUGGAGCAAGUGUGGAAUUUGCUGCAUGGUGAGCACAAACGGAACUAUGGGACUAAGCGAGGGGGCCCUCCAGUGAAGAGAUCCGCUGAACCCCCAGUGGUCCAGCCUAUGCCUCCUGCAGCACUCUCAGGCCCCUCAGGAGAGGAGGGCCUCAGCCCUGGUGGGAAGCGCAGGAGAGGCUGCAGCUCUGAACAGGCUGGCCUUCCCCCAGGUCUGCCACUCCCUCCACCACCCCCACCCCCACCACCACCCCCACCUCCACCUCCACCACCACCACCACCACCACCACCACCGCUGCCUGGCCUGGCUAUUAGCCCCCCAUUUCAGCUGACUAAGCCAGGGCUGUGGAAUACCCUGCAUGGAGAUGCUUGGGGCCCCGAGCGCAAGGGUUCAGCACCCCCAGAGCGCCAGGAGCAGCGGCACUCGCUGCCUCACCCAUAUUCAUAUCCAGCUCCUGCCUACACUGCUCAUCCGCCCAGCCAUCGGCUGGUCCCGGCCACACCCCUUGGUCCAGGUCCCCGACCCCCAGGAGCAGAGAGCCAUGGCUGCCUGCCUGCCACCCGUCCCCCCGGAAGUGACCUUAGAGAGAGCAGAGUUCAGAGGUCGCGGAUGGACUCCAGCGUUUCACCAGCAGCAUCUACCGCCUGCGUGCCUUACGCCCCUUCCCGGCCCCCCGGCCUCCCCGGCACCAGCAGCAGCAGCAGCAGCAGCAGCAGCAGCAGCAGUAGCAGUAACAACACUGGUCUUCGGGGUGUGGAGCCGAGCCCAGGCAUUCCUGGCGCUGACCAUUACCAAAACCCUGCGCUGGAGAUGUCCCCUCACCAGGCCCGCCUGGGUCCCUCCGCACACAACAGUCGGAAACCAUUUUUGACGGCCCCUGCUGCUGCUCCCCACUUAUCCCUACCACCCGGGACCCCAUCAUCCCCUCCACCCCCAUGUCCUCGCCUCCUGCGCCCCCCACCACCCCCUGCUUGGAUGAAGGGCUCAGCCUGCCGCUCAGGCUCAGCCCGAGAGGACGGAGGAGAGAUCUUGGGGGAGCUCUUUUUUGGUGCUGAGGGACCUCCCCGUCCUCCCCCAUCCCUUCCCCACCGCGAUGGCUUCUUGGGGCCUCCAAACCCCCGCUUUUCUGUGGGCACUCAGGAUUCGCACACCCCUCCCGCUCCCCCAACCACCACCACCACCACCAGCAGCAGCAGCAGCAACAGCCACAGCAGUAGUCCUACUGGGCCUGUGCCCUUCCCACCACCCCCCUAUCUGGCCAGAAGUAUAGAUCACCUCCCCAGGCCAUCCAGCCCAACCUUGAGCUCCCGGGACCCACCUCUUCCACCACUGACUCUUGCCCUGCCUCCAGCCCCUCCCUCCUCCUGCCACCAAAAUACCUCAGGAAGCUUCAGGCGCUCGGAGAGCCCCAGGCCCAGGGUCUCCUUCCCAAAGACCCCCGAGGUGGGGCAGGGGCCACCCCCAGGUUCUCUGAGUAAAGCCCCUCAGCCUGUGCCACCUGGGGUUGGAGAGCUGCCCGCCCGAGGCCCGAGGCUCUUUGAUUUUCCACCGACUCCGCUGGAGGACCAGUUUGAAGAGCCAACUGAAUUCAAGAUCCUACCUGAUGGGCUAGCUAACAUCAUGAAGAUGCUGGACGAAUCCAUUCGAAAGGAGGAGGAGCAGCAGCAGCAGGAGGCAGGCGUGGUUCCCCCACCCCCACUCAAAGAGCCCUUUGCAUCUCUACAACCUCCAUUUCCCAGUGACACAGCCCCAGCCACCACCACUGCUGCUGCCACCACCGCCGCUGCAGCCACUACCACCACCACCACCACCACCACCCAAGAAGAGGAGAAGAAGCCACCACCAGCCCUGCCACCACCACCGCCUCUAGCCAAGUUUCCUCCACCUCCCCAGCCACAGCCCCCACCACCUCCACCAGCCAGCCCAGCCAGCCUGCUCAAAUCAUUGGCCUCUGUUCUUGAGGGACAAAAGUACUGUUACAGGGGGACUGGAGCAGCCGUUUCAAGCAGGCCUGGGUCCGUGCCCGCCACUCAGUAUUCCCCAAGUCCCGCAUCAGGUGCUACCGCCCCACCACCCACUUCAGUGGCCCCUGGCGCCCAGGGCUCCCCCAAGCCCUCUGUUUCCUCGUCAUCUCAGUUCUCUACCUCAGGCGGGCCUUGGGCCCGGGAGCGCAGGGCAGGUGAAGAGCCAGCACCAGGCCCUGUGACCCCUGCCCAGUUGCCCCCACCUCUGCCGCUGCCCCCUGCUCGUUCUGAGUCUGAGGUGCUAGAAGAAAUCAGUCGGGCUUGUGAGACCCUUGUAGAGCGGGUGGGCCGCAGUGCCAUCAACCCAGCAGACCCAGUGGACAUAGCAGACCCAGUGGACGGUGGGACUGAGCCACAGCCGACUCCGGCACAGGCCAAGGAGGAGAGUGGGGGGGUGGCCGCCACGGCAGCAGGUCCAGGUAGCGGCAAGCGUCGUCAGAAGGAGCAUCGGCGGCACAGACGGGCCUGCAGGGACAGUGUGGGUCGUCGACCCCGUGAGGGGAGGACCAAGGCCAAGGCUCCCAAAGAAAAAAGCCGAAGGGUGCUGGGGAACCUGGACUUGCAGAGUGAAGAGAUCCAGGGCCGGGAGAAGGCCCGGCCUGAUGUAGGUGGGGCUUCCAAAGUCAAGACACCCACAGCUCCAAUGCCCCCACCUGCUCCUGCACCCUCUGCUCAGCCAACACCCCCAUCAGCUCCUGUCCCUGGGAAGAAGACUCGAGAGGAAGCUCCAGGGCCUCCAGGUGUGAGCCGCGCAGAUAUGCUGAAGCUUCGGUCACUUAGUGAGGGCCCUCCCAGGGAGCUGAAGAUCAGGCUGGUCAAGGUAGAGAGUGGGGACAAGGAGACCUUUAUCGCCUCAGAGGUGGAAGAGCGGCGGCUGCGCAUGGCAGACCUCACCAUCAGCCACUGUGCUGCUGAUGUCAUGCGUGCCAGCAAGAAUGCUAAGGUGAAAGGGAAAUUUCGAGAGUCCUACCUUUCCCCUGCCCAGUCUGUGAAACCGAAGAUCAACACUGAGGAGAAGCUGCCCCGGGAAAAACUCAACCCCCCUACACCCAGCAUCUAUUUGGAGAGCAAACGAGAUGCCUUCUCGCCGGUCCUGCUACAGUUCUGUACAGACCCUCGGAACCCCAUCACGGUCAUCAGGGGCCUGGCUGGUUCACUUCGGCUAAACUUAGGCCUUUUCUCCACCAAGACUCUGGUGGAGGCGAGCGGAGAGCAUACAGUGGAGGUCCGUACCCAAGUGCAGCAGCCCUCAGAUGAGAACUGGGACCUGACAGGUACCAGACAGAUCUGGCCCUGUGAGAGCUCCCGUUCACACACCACCAUCGCUAAAUAUGCACAGUACCAGGCCUCGUCCUUCCAGGAGUCACUGCAGGAGGAGAAGGAGAGUGAGGAUGAGGAGUCUGAGGAACCAGACAGCACUACAGGAACCUCCCCCAGCAGUGCACCGGACCCCAAGAACCAUCACAUCAUCAAGUUUGGCACUAACAUCGACCUGUCCGAUGCCAAGAGGUGGAAGCCACAGCUGCAAGAGCUGCUGAAACUGCCUGCCUUCAUGCGAGUAACGUCCACAGGCAACAUGCUUAGCCAUGUGGGCCACACCAUCCUGGGCAUGAACACCGUGCAGCUUUACAUGAAGGUCCCUGGCAGCCGAACGCCAGGCCACCAAGAGAAUAACAAUUUCUGCUCUGUCAAUAUCAACAUUGGCCCUGGGGACUGUGAGUGGUUCGCGGUACAUGAGCACUAUUGGGAGACCAUCAGCGCCUUCUGUGAUCGGCAUGGUGUGGACUACUUGACCGGUUCCUGGUGGCCAAUCUUGGAUGACCUCUAUGCGUCCAAUAUUCCUGUUUACCGCUUCGUGCAGCGCCCUGGAGACCUGGUGUGGAUUAAUGCAGGGACUGUGCAUUGGGUGCAGGCUACUGGCUGGUGCAACAACAUUGCCUGGAACGUGGGGCCCCUCACUGCCUAUCAGUACCAGCUGGCCCUGGAGCGCUAUGAGUGGAACGAAGUGAAGAACGUCAAGUCCAUUGUGCCCAUGAUUCAUGUGUCCUGGAACGUAGCUCGAACGGUCAAGAUCAGCGAUCCUGACUUGUUCAAGAUGAUCAAGUUCUGCCUCCUGCAGUCAAUGAAGCACUGUCAGGUGCAGCGGGAGAGUCUGGUGCGGGCAGGGAAGAAAAUCGCUUACCAAGGCCGCGUCAAGGAUGAGCCUGCCUACUACUGCAACGAAUGCGACGUGGAGGUGUUCAACAUCCUGUUCGUCACGAGUGAGAACGGCAGCCGAAACACGUAUCUGGUGCACUGCGAGGGCUGUGCGCGCCGUCGCAGCGCGGGCCUACAGGGCGUGGUGGUGCUGGAGCAGUACCGCACCGAGGAGCUGGCGCAGGCCUACGAUGCCUUCACACUGGCUCCCGCCAGCACGUCGCGAUGAGGCCGGACGCCCCGCUCGCCCGCCCACGCUGGGCGCGGCGGGGCCACCAGCACACGCCUGGGCUGGACCUAGGUCCCGCCUCUGGCCGGGAAGGGGGUCGGGCCCAGCCCUUCCACCCUAUUGGCAGCUCCCCUCACUUAAUUUAUUAA